UGCCGGAUGAGAAAUGUGGUAAAGAUAAGAUAUGAAGUGGAAAGGAAAAAGCGGGCAGCAGGAAGGAUUAGGAACGAACGGACCGUCGUCGCGGAUGGAUUGACCAAAACCAUGUCAACAAAUGCAACAUCUUCCUGAUGCUUCACUCAUUGCCAGCGAUGGAUCAUAGUAUUUUCCGAUUUGCCAUGGCAUGCGGGUUCGGAAAGAGAUAUCACUCAAGCAAUGCUUAUGCUUCGAGAUCAAACAUUCAAGUGAUAAGUCAUCUCAUUCAAUUCACAACCAUCCGAACUUUCUUCAGAUGCGAUGCGACCUCAGAGAAGCAUUUAAAAUUAUCCACUCGACGUACUUCAUUUAUACCUCACCCUCGAAAACCACUUUGUGUUUUCUUUCAAACAACCCGUGGAAUUUUUAUUUACUUGAAACAAUCCCUUGAUUGGCCAGUGUCACUUGAAUUUAUUACUCCCCUGCAAAACAGCAGUCAUUCGUUCAAUAAGGAGUAAUAAAUUCCCCCAAUCAAAAUCCUUUGGAAUUAUUCCAUUUAGGCAUUUUCAUUUAUAUUCAUUUACUCACUACUUCUCGCGCGUAUAGCUAUUUUGAUAGAUUAAAAUGGUUGUGGGGUAUUAGCAUGGAGAUGCUUAAAUAUGAACCAUCCUCAACUUUAUGUAGAAUGAGAGAUAAGAUUUCCAUUUUCUUCCUUUAGUACUUUUACAUCUCAUCUCUACUCUGUUUAACAUCAUGAUGAAUAACCUCGCCUUGUUGGCCUUGGUUGGCUGCACUCUCGCUUCUCCUACCGAAUCUAUUACAUCCCGUGCUACUACUAAUACUAAAUAUCUCUUCUCCUUGUAUUUAUCCUUCUUAUUCAUAUGAUCAUUCAAAUACUAAUAACUGCAGUGGCGAUUCAUACUCUCAGACUGGUUUUGAAAUCUCCGGCACUAAGCCAUCAGCUGGAAAUCCCAUUGGUAACCCAGCAUUUCCGGGUUAUACGACCGACAACGGCAUCAAUUGGAUUGGACAUCUUGUAGAAACCUACAACUCCUCUCUUCUUCUCUCAUACAACUUUGCUUAUGGUGGCGCUGUUGUGGAUGCUAGUAUCGUAACACCAUAUGAACCCACAGUCUUGACCCUUGUCAACCAAACUGCCGAAUUCAUCGACAACCUCUCUCCAGCACCUACCGAUGUCACUUGGACUGCACAUAACUCUCUUUUCGCCCUGUGGUUUGGUGUUAAUGAUAUUGGUAACUCGUAUUGGUUAUCCAAUGAAACGGAUGUCAUCAGUGCCAUUUUCGAUAGUUACUUCGCUCAUGUAAAACUUUUGUACAAUGCAGGAGCAAGAAACUUUUUGUUCUUAAAUUGUCCUCGUAAGUCAUAUGUCCAGAUGAUCCUACAUAAAUAUGCUGGUGAAAAAUGAACUCCAGACGUUUUGAUACUAACAAUCCUAUCAAGCCAUCAACAAAUCCCCAAUGAUGCUCGCAUAUGGUGAUUCCGUCACUUCUUUAGAAGCCACCGUCAUAUCUGCCUACAACACCGAGCUCAAAUCCCGAGUAGCUGCUUUUGAAAGCGCCAAUACCGGGAUUACCACAUACGUCUUUGACACUCAACUUCCAUUUAACACCGCUCUCGAUGCUCCAACAGCAUAUGGAGCUACAAAUGCAACUUGUUUUGACGCCGAUGGAACAACUUGUCUUUGGUUUAACAAUCUCCAUCCUGGUCAAGCGAUUCAAAAAUUGGUUGCAGAGGGUAUUGCGGAACAAUUGUCGGGCGCUUUUUUCCGGGCUAGUUCCUGAAAUUCAUAGAUCGCAAGUUCUUUUUUGAUGACUCUUAUUACUCCUGUUAUUGCAAGCUCUUGGCCAAUUUUGCUGUUAAAGGAGUCUCCGGUAACUUUUACGCUGAAGUAUCGAUUAUAGCUUCUUUGAAGGCAUCCAUUGUUUCCGCCACAAUCGCCUCGAGUACUUUUAUCUCACUAGCUCAGCAUAUUUGGGUGGAGAUGAUGAAUGUGAAGCACAAAAGGCAGACGCUUCAUGUCUCUACCUAGAUGGAAGAUUAUCCUUUAACAGUCACAACGGAAUCUGCCAAGACGUACCGUUUAAAGAGUCAGACAUAAUGCGGAGAAGCUAGAGCUUCUUAUUUCUUGUUGUAAAAAUUUUCAAAUCUAUUUUGUACAUACUUGGAACCAUAAUUAUACAUCUCUUGUCAAAUUUGGAUCCCUCCU
Sclerotinia trifoliorum is the source of this 2209-nucleotide messenger RNA. Lineage: Eukaryota; Fungi; Ascomycota; Leotiomycetes; Helotiales; Sclerotiniaceae. The record is from the annotation of a GenBank genome assembly.